UCUGAGAAAACACUCCAACAUAUUUAUUCUCAGAAUUUGUAAGGCUUAAUAUUCAUACAAGUAAAUCCAAAAAUGUUACGACUUUGUCGAUCAUUAGUCAUCCAGUGCGGACGCCGUUGUCACUGCACCUUAUCCAAUCCAAAGACACAUGUCCACACGGUCGAGGAGGUGGAGGAGGAGCUGCCCCAGAAGAAACUCAGCGAUCGUUACUUAAGGUUCCGGGAAAUGUUGCGAUCGAAUGCACCUCUAGGUCCCUUGCCCGAAGCUCCACCACAUCCGGCCCACGAAAAGGAGCCCCUGGUGCCCUGGCCCAAGGGCAUCAAUCCUCAUACGGGGGAAGUCGGAGGACCUGCGGGACCCGAACCCACGCGCUAUGGCGACUGGGAGCGCAAGGGACGGGUCACGGACUUCUAGUAUCUCCAAGUCGACACCUUUGUUUGGACAAUUCUGAUUUAUUGACCGUGUUAACAACAGAAGCACUCACAAUUGGUUACACUCACGAUAUGAGUCUGCGCCACGGUAGCCCUGAAAUCCAGAUCAAGAUGAAGUAAAUCAAGAUUUCCCCAACACCCGGUGUAAGAGCGCUUCUGCGAAGGCAUUACAUAAAUUUCUAUUGUGUGAUUUCUUUGUGGUUUCCGUGGAGGGGAUUUAUGCUGGGCCUGCCAUCAAAAAUAAAUUGAUAGCCCUUUCUCUGGCUCCGCGAAGGGGUUCUCAGAAUAGAGA
This is a messenger RNA of Drosophila serrata, 723 nucleotides long. Its product is annotated as succinate dehydrogenase assembly factor 4, mitochondrial. Gene Ontology annotation, biological process: mitochondrial respiratory chain complex II assembly. NCBI's taxonomy places the organism in Eukaryota, Metazoa, Arthropoda, Insecta, Diptera, Drosophilidae. Gene Ontology annotation, cellular component: mitochondrion. The record is from RefSeq and is a predicted model, not a curated record.